AUGGCAUUAAGAAGUAGUUAUCACUUCCCUCAAGAACUUAUCUUUGAAAUACUUUCAUAUUUACCUGUGAUAUCACUGCUCCGGUUCCGUUCAGUUUGCAAGUCAUGGCUAUCCAUAAUAUCGGACCAACAAUUUAUCGAUACUCACCUCACCAAUUCUCAGAAAAAACCAGCCACCCUAGUCCUUGAUAAUGAUUUUGACAAUGUCUAUGUCGAUACUCGUGAAGAAUCUGUCAGGCUCCAUGUUCCACCACAACGCAAUGGUAGGGCUCGUUGGAUGUGUUCUUGUAAUGGUAUUGUUUGUCUUACGGAACAAUAUGGUAAUGUUAUGUACUUAUGGAAUCCGUGGACCAAUCAGUUGAGUAAACUUUGUGACCCGAAAGGACGAGGAGAUUGGGAUGAAAGUGCUUUCGUAAUUGAUGGGAUUUCCCAAAAAAGAAACUGUAUAGAAUUGACUGGGACGGAGGGAGUACAUACAUAUUAUUAUCCUCCUAAUAGGGAUUACAUUGCUAAUGGCCUAGUAGCAGAUUUGUAUUCUUCGAAAAAUGGAAAUUUUAUGGAGAUCAAUGUUCCUGACAACGUAAAGAAUAUAGAGGUUCGCACAAAUUCAAAAUGUUUUCAUGAUCUCAAAACCGGGGUAUUAUAUUUUGAAGGUAUGGAUGAAUUAAUAUCAUUUGAUUUGGAGAAAGAGGUGUUUGGAGUAUAUUCCUAUCCCUUUCCCGACCACGUGCAGCAUUCAAAAUCAAAUGUUUUGGAUUUUGAAGGUUCUGCUGCAAUGGUCUUUGAGGCCGUCGAUGGAUCAGUUCUGAGUCUAUGGACGUUGGAUGAUGUUUGUGACGACAAAGUGAGCAAUUUGAGCUCACGUGAGCUAUUUGGCUCAAAUAGCUCACGUGCUAUUUGA
Daucus carota subsp. sativus is the source of this 900-nucleotide messenger RNA. Its product is annotated as putative F-box protein At4g09190. The record is from RefSeq and is a predicted model, not a curated record. The transcript is spliced from 2 exons. Gene Ontology annotation, molecular function: protein binding. The coding region runs from base 1 to 900 and encodes 299 amino acids. Lineage: Eukaryota; Viridiplantae; Streptophyta; Magnoliopsida; Apiales; Apiaceae.